GGAGUGCUACUUCUUCACUUGUCGUCGUCUUCAAUUCGAUUCAAGACUGCCAAUCACAGUAAAAGCACCCCACCCCCACCACGAACCCAAUAAAACUUAUCUGUCUUGGAUUGAAGUUUCCAAGCUUUACAAAGUGAGAAUUGUUAAAUAAUGGCAGUAGUGGCCUCUGCUCCUGGAAAGGUUUUGAUGACUGGAGGUUAUCUUGUUCUGGAGAGGCCUAAUGCUGGUAUUGUACUGAGCACAAAUGCUCGUUUUUAUGCUAUUGUGAAGCCACUUUAUGACGAAAUUAAACCUGAAAGUUGGGCAUGGGGUUGGACAGAUGUUAAAUUGACUUCUCCCCAGAUGGCAAGAGAAACCAUGUAUAAACUGUCUCUUAAACACCUAAAGCUUCAGCCUGUUUCUUCAAGUGGAUCAAGAAACCCCUUUGUAGAACAUGCAGUGCAGUAUGCUGUUGCAGCAGCCCAUGCAACACUUGACAAAGAUAAGGACACAUUGCAGCGACUACUUCUGCAGGGUCUUGACAUAACUAUCUUGGGUUGCAAUGAGUUCUAUUCGUAUCGGAAUCAGAUUGAAGCACAUGGGCUCCCUCUUACACCUAAGUCAUUGGCUUCCCUUCCACCUUUUGCUUCAAUCACCUUUAAUGCCGAAGAAUCAACUGGAGAAAAUCGCAAGCCUGAAGUUGCUAAGACUGGAUUAGGGUCAUCAGCAGCUAUGACAACUGCAGUUGUUGCCGCCUUGCUUCAUUAUCUUGGCGUUGUGAACCUCUCCUCUUUGGAUGAGGACCAACUCCAAGGAAAGAAAGAUGUAGCUGAUCUUGAUGUAGUUCAUGUGAUAGCUCAAACUGCUCAUUGCAUUGCACAGGGUAAAGUUGGCAGUGGGUUUGAUGUUAGUUCUGCAGUUUAUGGAAGUCAACGCUAUAUCCGGUUUUCGCCUGAAGUGCUCUCUUCUGCGCAGAAUGCAGGUAUGGCAACACCACUAACAGAAGUCAUUGAUGAUGUCCUAAAAGCAAAGUGGGACCAUGAGAGGACCAAGUUUUCAUUGCCUCCUUUAAUGACAUUAUUACUUGGAGAACCGGGCUGUGGAGGAUCUUCAACACCAUCAAUGGUUGGAGCUGUUAAGAAAUGGCAGAGGUCCGACCCUCAGGAUUCUCUAGAAACAUGGAGAAGGUUGUCAGAAGGAAACUCUGCUCUUGAAGCGCAUCUAAAUACCUUAAGUAAAUUGGCAGAGAGACAUUACAAUGCUUAUGAAUGCAUCAUCAAUGCCUGCAGCCUGCUUCCUGCUGAAAAGUGGUUGGAGAGAGCAAAUAAACCAACUCAAGCAGAAAUUGUUAAAGAAUUAUUAGGAGCUCGAGAUGCUAUGCUUCGGAUUAGGUAUCAGAUGCGGAAGAUGGGAGAAGCUGCUGGAAUUCCAAUAGAACCAGAAUCGCAAUCUCAGCUUCUAGAUGCUACAAUGAAUAUGGAGGGAGUCUUGUUGGCUGGCAUUCCUGGUGCUGGUGGAUUUGAUGCGGUUUUUGCAGUUACCCUGGGGGCUUCAAACAAAAAUGUGACUCAAGCUUGGAGUUCACUUAAUGUUCUUGCAAUGCUAGUAAGAGAAGAUCCUCAUGGUGUGUCCUUGGAAAACAACGAUCCUCGAGCAAAGGAAAUUACUACAGCUGUUUCUGCAAUUCAGCUUGAAUAAUGAUCUGGAAGUUGUAUAUCACUUGCAGUAGCUUACUUUACUCGUGCCAUAUGACUAAAACAUAAGAUCUUAAAAUAUUAGAAUGUAUAGAUUGCCUUUCUAGUUCAGGUAGGUUGAAGUUUCAAAACAGCAGGUCAUAGUGACCUCCUUCUAUUGUUUGAAGAGGGCAAAUAUGUGCCACGAAAAAAUAAGCCAAAUGAGAGCCUGCUCUAGUUCUAUGGAUCAUUGAAUCAAAAAAUAAAUCUUGCUGGAAAUGAAUUUCCCUUUUA
This is a messenger RNA of Solanum stenotomum, 1946 nucleotides long. RefSeq names its product phosphomevalonate kinase, peroxisomal. The transcript has 11 exons. The record is from RefSeq and is a predicted model, not a curated record. The coding region runs from base 151 to 1677 and encodes 508 amino acids. NCBI's taxonomy places the organism in Eukaryota, Viridiplantae, Streptophyta, Magnoliopsida, Solanales, Solanaceae. Gene Ontology annotation, biological process: isopentenyl diphosphate biosynthetic process, mevalonate pathway. Gene Ontology annotation, molecular function: phosphomevalonate kinase activity; ATP binding. Gene Ontology annotation, cellular component: peroxisome.